Messenger RNA from Callithrix jacchus (white-tufted-ear marmoset), 849 nucleotides. RefSeq names its product HHIP-like protein 2. NCBI's taxonomy places the organism in Eukaryota, Metazoa, Chordata, Mammalia, Primates, Cebidae. The record is from RefSeq and is a predicted model, not a curated record.
CUCAUCUGGACUGUUUUCUGUGCAUCUGUAUGUCAGCGCUACCUAAUGUCCCAUUAUCGCUUGUCUGUUUCUGUUGCCUAGGGGAGCUGUAUUUCCUGGCGACCUCUUACCCAAGUGCCUAUGCGCCACACGGAUCUAUUUACAAAUUUGUUGACCCCUCAAGGCGAGCACCCCCAGGCAAGUGCAAAUACAAGCCAGUGCCGGUGAGAACCAAGAGUAAGGGGAUCCCAUUCAGACCACUUGCCAAGGCAGUUUUGGACUUGCUAAAGGAGCAAUCAGAGAAAGCUGCUAGAAAAUCUUCCAACGCAGCCUUAGCUUCCAGCCCAUCCCAGGGUUUGUCUGAGAAAGGCUCCUCCAAGAAGCUGGCUUCUCUGGCAAGUGGCAAGGAAACAUUGCGAGGUCUGGGUACAAAGAAGAAAGCCAGAGUGGGGCCCCAGGGCCCCCAGGGCAAGAGGAGGAAGAGCCUGAAAAGCCACGGUGGCAGGAUGAGGCCAUCAGCAGAGCAGAGGCGAGCUGGCAGAAGUCUUCCUUGACCUGUUGGUUAAGGUGGCCAACAGGGCGACGUGAGAGAGGAGAGCCACCUCAUCAAAUCAAAGUCACUGCUGAAUAAACACGUUAGAAGUCUGGAAAGCCAGGGUGGAGGUGGGGCAGGGUGGUUUUCCUCUCCUUGGGAAAUGCACCUUCUCUGUAUGCAGUGCUUCUAUAGGAGACCUUACCCCAGAUCGCCAGUGCACCUGGGUUAUUGUGUGUGCUAGUCCAUAAGCCUGCUUGGAAUCACACUGGAUAUCUCCAUUUUGUCUUAUAAAUGCCUACAACCUGAGUUAAUAAAUCAACAUUUGCUCAAACUGA